Molecule: messenger RNA, 1761 nt
Organism: Colletotrichum fioriniae
Lineage: Eukaryota; Fungi; Ascomycota; Sordariomycetes; Glomerellales; Glomerellaceae
Source: RefSeq, a predicted model, not a curated record
AUGGCGAAGAACGACUACAUCAUCAAACUCCCCACCCUCAGGGAACCUACUUCAAAAUCACCGGAAAAUGCACGAGAAAUCAUCAAAACUUGGACACAGGCGUUUGAGAAAGUGCUCACCAACAACGUAAAAGACGGCCUAUCGACCGUCUUCCGCGAAGAUGCUUGGAUCAGAGACUUUCUCAGUUUCUCAUGGGACUUUAGAACCAUCAAUGGCCUGGACGAGAUCACGGCAUUUUUCAAGGAAAAUCAGCCCCGGGCCGGUCUCCGCCAGAUCGUCCCCCGGGAGAAGGGCGCCUUCCAGCCGUCUUUUGGAGACCCUGCGCCUGGUGUUCACUGGGUGGAGAGCAUGUUUGACUUUGAGUCCAACGUUGGCCGAGGCAAGGGUAUGGUGAGGCUAGCAUUGGAAGCGGAUGACACCUGGAAAGCCUUCAUGAUCAACUUUACACUCCUAGAACUGAAGGGGUUCGAGGAGAAAAUGGGAGUCAGCAGGCCUACCGGUCAUGUAGAUCCCAAGGGGGGCAAUUGGAAAGAGAGACGCGAACGACAGGUGGAAUUCGUCGAUGAAGACCCUACUGUGUUGGUCAUUGGCGCUGAUCGCAAUGAGCACGUUGGGGACAGCUGGCGCAAGCGAUACAGGACUCUCAUGACCCAUGAUCCGAUUCAGUACUGCCACCUCCCCUUCAUCCCAUUUCCCGGAAACUGGCCUCAGUUCAUGCCAAAGGACAAACUGGCAGACUGGCUAGAGUCCUACGCGAAAAUGAUGGAACUCAACAUCUGGACCAGCACCAACAUCGAGGAGACGAGUUACAACGAGCAAGAAAAGAUAUGGACCGUCAAACUUCGUCGGACAGACGGCACCCUCCGCACCCUCAAGCCUCGGCACAUCGUUCUGGCGACAGGUCAGGCCGGUGAUCCCAUCACGCCCACAUUCCCCGGACAGGACGACUUCAAGGGUGUAGUGUACCACGGCAGCCAACACCAAGACGCCUCCCUCGUCGACAAUCUCUCCAAAAAGAAGGUCCUCGUCGUAGGCUCUGGCAACUCGAGUCACGACAUCUGCCAAAACUUUUAUGAAAAUGGCGCAGCACAUGUGACGAUGAUCCAAAGGGGCGGCACCUAUGUCAUUACAGCGAAUAAGGGAAUCUUUGUAAUGCACAAGGGAAUGUACGAAGAAGGCGGGCCACCGACCGAAGACUGCGACAUCGUUGCGCAGAGCGUCCCGAUCCCCGUGCAAUUCGCGCUGAGUACACACGGUAUCAAGGCCAUCACCGCAGUUGACCAAGGCUUGUUGGACGGUCUGAGCAAGGCGGGGUUCAAGCUUGACUUUGGGCCGGAUGGAAGCGGUAUCUACCGCAAGUACAUCACUCGCGGCGGAGGAUAUUACAUUGAUGUCGGCUGUAGUCAGCUGAUUGUCGAUGGGAAGGUCAAGGUUCACCAUAGCCCUGGGGGUAUCACCGGCUUCACGCCCACUGGUCUGGCGCUGGCGGACGGUACGACUUUGGAUGCCGACAUUGUUGUGCUGGCGACGGGGUAUGAUGGGAUGAGGUCUAGCACACGUAAUAUCCUAGGGGACAAGGUGGCCGAUCGGGUCAAGGAGUGUUGGGAUCUUGAUGAGCAAGGGGAGAUCAAUUCUAUCUGGAGGAGCAGUGGUCAUCCGCGGUUCUACUACAUGGGUGGGAAUCUCGCCCUGUGUCGCUCUUAUUCGCGGCUCUUGGCACUGCAGAUCAAGGCCACGGAAGAGAGUUUGGUUGAGAUGUAG